Messenger RNA from Colletotrichum graminicola M1.001, 774 nucleotides. RefSeq lists its product as uncharacterized. NCBI's taxonomy places the organism in Eukaryota, Fungi, Ascomycota, Sordariomycetes, Glomerellales, Glomerellaceae. Bases 1 to 774 code for a protein of 257 amino acids. The transcript has 10 exons. The record is from RefSeq and is a predicted model, not a curated record.
AUGGACCUCCUAGGCACCUCUGUCGAGACCGUAGUGCGCCGCGCGAGCAUCAACCAUGUCCCCGAGCCUCGCGCGGGGAAAGUCGUCAGUAUUAUUGUUGCCAUGAUGUCGGCAUGUCUAGUCGCUAGCCUUUUCGUUGUACGUUGGCUGUCGGUGAGAGACUGGAGGAUAUUGCCCUGGACCAUGUGGCUCGUCUUGUUGAUCUACUUCUUUUCGUUCGUCUUUGUCUUUGGGACGUCCAUUCUUCAGUUUGGAUAUGGAGCCGACCUCAACUUCCAUACGUGCUCCGCCGCCACCUUUUUCUGCUUGGCGGGAUACGUCUCAACAAAGUUCAUUUACCUUUUCAUGGUAGAAAGAGCACACAUCAUUCGGCAAACAAGAAAGAGUCGCUUCAAGUCGAAACUUUACCUCAUUAACUCACUCGGUGUAUUCGUGCUGAUUGUUAUUAUGAAUUUCAUCUUCCGAAUAACACAUUUUGAGGAUGGCAUUUGUAUCAUUGGGAUGCAAACACCAGUGAUACUGCCGCUGAUCUCAUUCGAUGCGGCCGUGAACGUCUACCUCACAAUUCUGUUUUUGCUGCCUCUAUUGAGUCUUCACUCCGUAAAAUACAACUUCUGGAGGCCAUGGACUCUGGACUGGAGGAAUAGACGCAUCCCGCGAGCCCCUCCUAACGUCAGACUGCGGAAACUCGUCAUUCGGGACUUGAACAGCCCCGAUUUCGACGCUGUUAUGGUUUGUCCUUUCCCAGUACCCUCCGAGUUUGCGUUUCCAUAA